Messenger RNA from Oryza brachyantha (malo sina), 1987 nucleotides. RefSeq names its product acyltransferase-like protein At1g54570, chloroplastic. The coding region runs from base 1 to 1821 and encodes 606 amino acids. The record is from RefSeq and is a predicted model, not a curated record. Lineage: Eukaryota; Viridiplantae; Streptophyta; Magnoliopsida; Poales; Poaceae. Gene Ontology annotation, cellular component: membrane. The transcript has 14 exons.
AUGGUGCGGCGGCCGGACGGCGGGCCGGCGAGGUGGUUCUCGCCGCUGGAGUGCGGCGGCGACGAUGGACGGCGCCUGCCCGGCGCUCCCACGAUGCUCUACUUGCCCGGAAUUGAUGGAGUUGGUUUAGGACUGAUCCGGCACCAUGAGAGAUUAGCAAAGAUGUUCGAUAUGUGGUGCUUACAUAUACCUGUUGAAGAUCGUACGUCCUUUGAAGGACUGGUUGAGUAUGUGGAGAGGGCAGUGAAAUCAGAGGGCCAGAGAGCAAGAGAGAAACCAGUCUAUCUUGUUGGAGAAUCUGUUGGAGCAUGCAUUGCUCUUGCUGUGGCAGCGCGAAAUCCAGAUAUCGAUUUGGUAUUGAUCCUAGUCAACCCAGGAACAUCUUUCCAGAAGUCCCAGCUGCAGUCUCUCUCAGCCUUCUUGGAUUUGGUCCCUGAACCAUUCCAUUUAACCACACCGCAGAUGCUGAAUUUCCUGACAGGCAACUUUAUGAAGAUGCCAUCGACUAUUGUUGGGCGUGGUUUUUCCUUUCAAGAAGCUGGCCAAGCAUUAUCAGAGAUAACCACUAGUCUACUGCCUUCUCUUACGUCUUUGCCUGAUGUUUUCCCAAAGGAAUCUAUUGUUUGGAAGUUGAAAAUGCUGAGAACAGCGUCAUCAUUCGCCAAUUCCCGUUUGCAUGCAGUAAAAGCGCAGACGUUGGUGCUUGCUAGUUGGAAUGAUGAACUGCUGCCAAGCCGAGAAGAAGCUGAAAGGCUGCGUGACACUUUGGAGAAAUGUAGGAUCCGUAAUUUCAAAGACAACGGUCACAAAAUAUUGCUGGAAGCUGAAUUCGAUCUGGCAACAGCCAUCAAGGGAGCUGGGUACUAUCGCCGCUCCUUGCAGACCGACUUUGUUUCGGACUAUCUGCCACUGACCCCUGAUGAGUUUCAGAAGGCUACUGAUCACAUCAGGAUGUUGCAGUAUAUAGCAAACCCAGUGAUGCUAUCAACACUGCCUGAUGGAAAGAUAGUGAGGGGUUUGUCAGGCCUACCCAAGCAGGGUCCUGCUGUGCUUGUUGGGUACCACAUGCUGAUGGGGUUUGAGCUUGGACCUCUGGUGACUGGAGUGCUGAGCAGCACUGGAAUCCAUAUCAGAGGCUUGGCUCAUCCCUUCAUGUUUGACAAGAACAAGGAGAACAUGAUGCCGGAUCCAUCCUACUACGACAUGCAUCGGAUCAUGGGCGCUGUGCCCGUCACCGCAGCCAAUUUUUACAAGCUUCUUGCAGAGGAGAACUUCGUAUUGCUGUACCCGGGAGGCGCACGAGAAGCGCUUCAUAGAAAGGGAGAGGAAUAUAAGUUGUUUUGGCCGGAGCAGUCUGAAUUUGUGAGGAUGGCAUCAAGGUUUGGAGCAACAAUAAUACCAUUUGGAGUAGUUGGAGAGGAUGAUAUAUGUGAUAUGUUGUUAGACUAUGAUGAUCUUAUGAAGAUUCCAUUCUAUGACAUCCUUGACAAUAUGCUAAAUGGAGAUGGUGUGAAGCUAAGGACCAAUUCAACCGGAGAGUUAAAAGAUCAAGCAAUCCAUCCAGUUGUGGUUGCCCCAAAGAUACCAGGGAGGUUUUACUUCAUCUUUGGGAAGCCUAUUGAAACAAGAGGGAGAGAGAAGGAACUAAGAGACAAAGAGAACGCCCAACAACUAUAUCUGAAUGUUAAGUCUGAAGUAGAGAGCUGCAUGAAGUAUCUACAGGACAAAAGAGAGAAAGACCCUUACAGGAGUAUAGUGCCCAGGCUUCUCUAUCAGAUGGUUCACGGUGUUGAUGCAGAAGUUCCCACAUUUGAACCCUGAAAACUGAUAUGUUCUCUUGCAGAAUUAGAUAGGAGUAGAUUUGAAUCAAUUGUUUAUAUUGUUCCAUGCAUUUUUGUUUCACAUAGGUAUCUGUUUGUUCUCAACAAUUCGGUUUGUCAAUUUGACGGCAAUAUUCAGACCAUAGAGGUCAAUAAAAUUCAGUUUA